AUGGCCUCCUCCACCAGCUCUCAAGCUCAAACCUCGGGGGACCUUGCAGAGGGACUCUUCGGUCCACGCCCUGCUAAUGCCGAACAAGCAAGAUUUCUUAAAGAAGAGACGAGAUAUGAAGCACCUUACAUGCAAAGUUACUCUGGCAUGAGCAAAGUGAACAUUGCUUCACCGCAACCCAAAAAACAAAAGACCGAUGUCACUCCUACGCCGGCAAAGAAAUCAAGCCUUCUGGCAAACAUUAUAUUUUCAGCCAUUUUGAUAGCUGCGGUCUAUUUUGCAUCGCCAUACCUUGGCCCAACGACAGCCGAAAUGAUCGAUAGAGUCGGCGAAGCAUUCAACUACGCAGUGACAUCCUAUAGUCCGGAACCAAGUGUGACAAUACUCCCAAUCGAGGAACCAACACUUACAAUACUCCCAAUCACAACAUCAGAGACUCCUCUAGUGCCAGUUUGGGACAAUGGGGAUAAUUCUGUGGAAAACGACCCUAUUGACUCCGAAACCGAGUCUUUUUUAGGGUUGGUCUCAGGGACUAGACUUCCUCUCAAGGAAGACGACACUAGUUAUCCUACGGAAGAGGCAACAACAACAGUCAUUACCGCGAACCAAGUUACUACGCAAACAGAAGCAACAGCAUCCAUGAUCAAAGGAUUUAGGUAUCGUGAAAGAGUCCAUACCUACCCUAACAGCUUCGAUCGUCUUUUAACAGUGUGUGGAGACCUGUCCGACAUCUUGUCAGAACACCAGAUUUGGGAUAUCGCGGAGCAUGCUUUCGAGGCCCACGAAGACCUCUCAGAUGCACUAAAGAUAAUCCGACUCUCUCAGACCGAUACAGUACUUGUUGAGCGUAACGAGGAGCUUAGUCGAAGCAUAUUAAGAUUUGUACAGGAAGUCCUCAUCUCCUGCUUGCAGAUCAAGAAAGAGAAUUUCGUUUUCGGAGCAGAGCUCGAAUAUAUAUUGACCACAUCUAAGCUUCAACCACCAGAUAAAAGAGCGCUCGGAGAAUCUAUACUCGCAUUACAAGCGUCAGCACCAGGCUACAAAGAAAUGCUGCAGGAGAAAGUUUCCAUGCUCGAAGCAUUCGAGCUAGAGAUCGAUAAUACCGCCAGGGACACCAUGAAAGACAACCUGGAUCUGUUUGAGAAGAUCAGGAAGGAAGAUCUGAUGAGAGAUCUUAAUGCAAACUCAUUCAAUUUCCCGUGGACCAAGGGUAGAGGGGAAGACAAGAUACGCAAUGAAAAGCUGAUCUCGACUCUUCGGAGGACGAUAUUCCUAGAUCAAUUUGUCAAGAACAUUCAAAAGCUCCGAGCUCAGAUUCAUGAUGGAAUCUCAUUACUUGAUGGGAUAGUGAAGGAUAAAGAAGCAGAUGGCAAGCUAGCAAAAAGGGGUGUGAAGGUGGAUGCGAAGAGGCAUGUUCCUGUACUUGAAGACGCUUACAGAGAGGCAGUCGCUCGGAGAAAAAACUUGGAAAAGCAUCUGAUCAGACUUGAGUCAAGUGUUUCAGAGCGGGAGGGAGGUAAAGGACGGUAG
Messenger RNA from Mollisia scopiformis, 1530 nucleotides. RefSeq lists its product as uncharacterized. Bases 1 to 1530 code for a protein of 509 amino acids. The transcript is spliced from 2 exons. The record is from RefSeq and is a predicted model, not a curated record. Lineage: Eukaryota; Fungi; Ascomycota; Leotiomycetes; Helotiales; Mollisiaceae.